Messenger RNA from Capsella rubella, 1639 nucleotides. RefSeq lists its product as uncharacterized. Bases 5 to 1543 code for a protein of 512 amino acids. Gene Ontology annotation, molecular function: mRNA binding; U1 snRNA binding. The transcript has 19 exons. NCBI's taxonomy places the organism in Eukaryota, Viridiplantae, Streptophyta, Magnoliopsida, Brassicales, Brassicaceae. Gene Ontology annotation, biological process: mRNA splicing, via spliceosome. Gene Ontology annotation, cellular component: U2-type prespliceosome; precatalytic spliceosome; U1 snRNP. The record is from RefSeq and is a predicted model, not a curated record.
UAGAAUGCCAGAUAUCAUCACUUUCUUCCAAGAUGUUGCACAAGUUGUUAGUGUUCAACUUACUUUAAACCACAAGGGUAAGCGUACUUCCAGUGGCUUUGUUGAGUUCGCUUCAGCUAACGAAGCAAAGAAGGUGCAGGAAAAGAAGAAUGGUAACUUUUGGUUCGGUAAUAAGAUUACUCUUCUUGUCGUGGCUGAGAUAGCUCCCUACCCUCCACGACCCAAGUAUUGCCUUUAUCACAAGGUUUGGAACAAAGACCACCUUCGACAAGAAAGCCUUCCGAUAGAAGAAGAAGAGACACCUCCCUAUUUUGUUGAGACAAUUGCAAUAAUAGGAAAGACGCUCUUUGUUGCCAAUCUCUCUCCCCAAACUAAAAUAUUACAUAUCAUCAAUUUUUUCGAAGAUGUUGGAGAAGUUGUUAGUGUUCGACUUACUGUGAGCCCCGAAGGUAAGCAUGUGGGCUAUGGUUUUGUUGAGUUUGCUUCUCCUUGCGUAGCAAAGAAGGCGCUGAAAGAGAAGAACGGUGAAUAUUUUCACGAUCAUAAGAUUUUUCUUGAUGUGGCUAAGACAGCUCCAUUCUCUCCACAACUCAAGUACAAUCUCGCAGAGAAGCUUUGGCACGAAGACUACCUUCUACGAGAAAGUCGUCUGGUAGUAGAAGAUGAGACACUGGAAGGACUUGAUGAAAAUCACAAUUUUGUUCAGGCAGUUGCGGUAAGAAAAAAGACACUCCGUGUUUCCCAUAUCUACCAAGCUAAAAUAUCAGAUAUCAUCAACUUCUUCAAAGAUGUAGCAACAGUUGUUCAUGUUCGACUUGCUGUAAACUACAAGGGCAAGAAAUUUGACUAUGGCUUUGUUGAGUUUGCUUCUGCUAAUGAAGCAAAGAAGGCGCUGGAGAAGGAUGGAGAAUAUUUGCACAAUCGCAAGGUUCAGCUUGAUGUGGUUAAGGCAGAUCCUCCACACUCUCUACGACCCAAGUAUUGCUUUGAUCACAAGGUUUGGUAUGAAGACUACCUUCGACAAGAAAGCCUUCUGAUAGAAGAAGAUGAGGCAGUAGCAGGACUUGAUGAAACUCCCAAUUAUGUUGAGGAAGUUGCCGUAAGAAAAAAGACGCUCUAUAUCAGCAAUCUCCAUGUCAAAACUAAAAUACCAGAUAUCAUCAAUUUGUUCAAAGAUGUUGGAGAAGUUGUUAGUGUUCAGCUUAUUGUAAACCACAGGGGAGAGCAAGUGGGCUGUGGCUUUGUUGAGUUUGCUUCUGCUAACGAAGCAAAGAAGGCGCGGCAAAAGAAGGAACUAGGAAUGUUGCGCUUUCGUUUUAUUUUUCUUGACGUGGCUGAGACAGCUCCAUACCCUCUCCGACCCAAGUACAGCCUUGCAGAGAAGCUUUGGUACGAAGAUUAUCAUCAACAAGAAAGCCUUCUGCUAGAAGAAGAAGAUUUGAAGACCAAACCCAAUAGGAAAAUGAAGCUCUACGGUGUUUAUAAGAAGUCAAUCUUCGGCGUAUCUUGCGGUAAGAAGAUUACCUUAUCUGACGACAAGUGAUAGAAGAAGAUGAAGUAAGAUGAAUCUCUUUUGGUGUUUUUAACUUAUGAUACAAUGCAACUAUUAUAUUUCGGGUGAGAAACCGUCGUCAGAUUC